This is a messenger RNA of Castor canadensis (American beaver), 410 nucleotides long. The record is from RefSeq and is a predicted model, not a curated record. Lineage: Eukaryota; Metazoa; Chordata; Mammalia; Rodentia; Castoridae.
GUGCGACAGUCCCGCUGCGCUGUCCGCCAGCGAGCCCCUCAUCCCGCCCUCGGAGUCCGAGAUGGCUUCAGUGACUGAUGGUAAAACCGGAGUCAAAGAUGCCUCUGACCAGAAUUUUGACUAUAUGUUCAAACUACUCAUCAUCGGCAACAGCAGUGUUGGCAAGACCUCCUUCCUCUUCCGCUAUGCCGAUGACACCUUCACCCCUGCCUUUGUCAGCACUGUGGGCAUUGACUUCAAGGUGAAGACAGUCUACCGCCAUGAAAAGAGAGUGAAGCUGCAGAUCUGGGACACAGCUGGCAGGAGCGCGGUACCGACCAUCACCACAGCGUAUUACCGUGGGCCAUGGCUUUAUUCUGAUGUACGACAUCACCAAUGAGGAGUCCUUCAAUGCUGUCCAGGACUGGUAC